This is a messenger RNA of Syngnathus typhle (broad-nosed pipefish), 3015 nucleotides long. RefSeq names its product replication protein A 70 kDa DNA-binding subunit-like. Gene Ontology annotation, molecular function: DNA binding. The coding region runs from base 112 to 2295 and encodes 727 amino acids. Gene Ontology annotation, biological process: DNA recombination; DNA replication; DNA repair. Lineage: Eukaryota; Metazoa; Chordata; Actinopteri; Syngnathiformes; Syngnathidae. The record is from RefSeq and is a predicted model, not a curated record. Gene Ontology annotation, cellular component: nucleus. The transcript is spliced from 16 exons.
ACGACAUAUCCGGUCUGACACUUAACCCCGCCUCCAAAUCGCCUUCUGAAGGCUGCAAGUUUCGAUGAGCGAUCAUCCUUCUUGAAUGUUUGCGAAGAUUGUUGUGAAAACAUGAGCGUCAAACUCACGCAAGGGGCUAUUGAGGCCCUGUUCAAUAAAUCAAUGGUGCAAAGUCCAAUUCUGCAGGUUCUAAACAUCCGUGAGUACCCGGCAGGCAAACAAGGCGUCAACAAGUACCGCCUGAACCUGAGCGACGGCGAGCGCAGUUUGUCCUACUUCCUCCUGGGGACGCACUUGAACCACCUGAGAGAAUCCGAGCUCCUGGAGCCAAACUGCGUGUGCGUGCUCAAUAAGACCAUGUUCUCCAACUUGGCCAGCCGUCGUGUCGUGGUGGUGUUGGACAUGGACGUGUUGCAGAGCGCCGCCGAGACGGGAGGGAGGAUCGGCAAUCCCACACAGUUAACCGAUCAAACCCCGGACCAGCAGCAGGCAGAGCCGAGCACUUCUAGGUCUGAUGAAAUUCCCGGACCGUCUGGAUGCGGCCCCGGCGGUGGUGGAAACUAUGGCAUGAAGACUUCCCCCAUGAAGGCGCCUGCCCCCAGGAUGGCGUCCCCUAUGCAGGCCUCACCCAUGAAGGCGCCUGGGAUGGUGUCCCCCAUGCAGGCCUCCCCCAUGAAGGCGCACGGGAUGGCGUCCCCCAUGAAAACCCCUGGGAUGGCGUCCCCCAUGCAGGCCUCCCCCAUGAAGGCGCCUGGGAUGGCGUCCCCCAGGAUGGCGUCCCCCAUGAAAGCGCCUGGGAUGGCAUCCCCCAUGCAGGCCUCCCCCAUGAAGGCGCCUGGGAUGGCGUCCCCUAUGCAGGCCUCCCCCUUGAAGGCGCACGGGAUGGCAUCCCCCAGAAUGACCUCCCCCAUGACCCCUUCGCCAAUGAAGGGGUCUGGGAUGGCGUCCCCCUCUUCCAGUCCCUCCAAGAGUCCAACCAGAAUGACCCCAAUAUACCAACUCAGCCCGUACCUAAGCAAUUGGACCAUCAAAGCCCGAGUAAUCAACAAGUCGGAUAUCCGAAACUGGAGUAACGCCAGAGGGGAGGGAAAGGUCUUCGACUUCGAGGUUGUGGACGAGACUGGAGAAAUCAAGAUUACGGCCUUCAACGAAGAAGUGGACAAGUUUUUCUCGCUGGUGGAGCAAGACAGGGUCUACCUGAUCUCCAAAGGCACGGUGAAGUUGGCCAACAAGCAGUUCACCUCGCUGAAGAACGACUACGCGAUUACGCUGAGCGCCAGCUCGCGCAUCGUGCCCUGUGACGACGACCGCGGCGUGCCCAACCUGCUCUGCCAAUUCGUGCCCAUCUCGCAGUUGGAGGACAAAGAUCCCGACGCCGUCGUCGACGUGAUCGGUGUGUGCGAGGAGGCCGAGGACGUCUCCCUGAUCACCACCAAGGCCGGCAAGCAGCUCAGCAAGAGGGCGCUAACCUUAACCGACUCCAGCGGCAAGAUGGUGACGCUCACGCUGUGGGGGGACCAGGCUCAGAAGUUUAACGCUUCCUGUCACCCGGUGGUGGCCGUCAGAAAGGCUCGCGUGUCGACCUUCGGCGGCCGCUCGCUGAUGGUGUUCUUAAACUCCACGCUGAUUGUCAACCCCGACAUCCCCGAGGCUUUUGCCUUGAGAGACUGGUACAACCAAGUUGGCCACGCCCUCUGCAGUCAGUCCUUGACGGAGGUGCUCUCCGCGAGCGGCGAUUUCAGAACCAACUGGAAGACACUGAGGGACGUCAAGACGGAGCAGUUGGGACACGGUGAAAAGGCGGAUUACUUCAGCUGCGUGGCGACUGUUGUGUUUUGCCGCAAGGAGAACUGCCUGUACCGAGCCUGCCCGGGCGGCUCCUGCCACAAGAAAGUUCACGAGCAGGACGACGGACGCUACCGCUGCGAUAAAUGCGGCAAGGACUACCCCAACUUCAACUACCGUUUUAUGCUCUCUGUAAACCUGGCCGACUUUGGGGACAACAUGUGGGCCACGUGCUUCCAGGAGACGGCCGAGACCUUGCUGGGGAUCAGCGCCGAGCAAUUGGGACAUCUGAAGGACACGGAUGAGAACGCGUUUGACAACGUUUUCGACAAGAUCUACUUCAGCACGCACGUCUUCAGGAACAGAGUCAAGUUGGAGAAUUUCAAUGACGAGUGCCGCGUGAAGGUGACGGUGAUGGAGGUCCUCCCCGCCGACCAGCGGCAGCACAGCCGUAGGCUACUGAACGCCAUCCGCGAGCUGGCAGCCCCGCUAAUUGACAUCGACGCCUAGCCGGCCAGCACGGUUUUCUUUUUUCAUGAUUCUUCUUUUGAAAAAUGCGUCAACUUUCUUUGCUGAGCUGUCGACGCGGACGCUCGUUGCGCGUGUGAGAGAACCGCUCUGCACCGUUUCCUCGCAGACGCCGUUUUUGUCGAAGUGAGACCCCAAAGUUUUGUGCAGUUUUUUCUUUGCAACGGGCAGCCCCUAUCUGACAGGAAACUUCACGACGCCCCGACUUGAACUUUGCCAGCGGCUGAAAAAGUGCUUCGCAAACUCUUUUCUUUCAAAUGUGCACUUUUGCUUGCUCUACUCGGCCUUAGAAAAAUAUGUGCCUGCGCUGAGUAUGCACUAAAGUAGUACACGCGUAGUACUUGUAAAGGCGCCAGUCCAUCUGUCCCACAGACCUGAAACCGGGCUUGGGUACUUACUCUUGGCUGGUGUCUGAAGUGUUUGAAAAAUGUCCGCGGACAUGUCCAGAUGGAAAAGCAGCAGCUAAGUUCCUCUGGCACCGCCGACUUCCCUGCACCUGGAAAAGUCAUCACGGUGCCAGGAUGUUUCCUGGAGUUUGGCUAAAACGCGUGCGCACACACUAAAAUCAUAAAAAUAAUCAAUGCUCCAUGUGUAAACUAUUUUGGGUUACUGUAUUUCAGCAAACUUUUCAUCUCCGUGUACUUUGUCGGCAAUCUUAGGCCACAAAAUAAAAAUAAUGGUUGAGUUGGAGGAAAAAUCUUA